Messenger RNA from Musca vetustissima, 1345 nucleotides. Its product is annotated as succinate--CoA ligase [GDP-forming] subunit beta, mitochondrial-like. The record is from RefSeq and is a predicted model, not a curated record. The transcript has 4 exons. Gene Ontology annotation, molecular function: succinate-CoA ligase (GDP-forming) activity; ATP binding. Bases 73 to 1332 code for a protein of 419 amino acids. Gene Ontology annotation, cellular component: succinate-CoA ligase complex; mitochondrion. NCBI's taxonomy places the organism in Eukaryota, Metazoa, Arthropoda, Insecta, Diptera, Muscidae. Gene Ontology annotation, biological process: succinyl-CoA metabolic process; tricarboxylic acid cycle.
AAUAACUUGCAAAAAACAAAAUACGGAGUAUCUGAUUGACAACAUUUGUAGUACAACAAUAACAAAAUAAACAUGAUUAACAUUGCUGCCCAUACCCUGCGUAAUACACUCAACAAAAAGAUCACAGCCCUGCAACAGGUUCGUCAUUUGAAUUUAUUGGAGUUCCAAAGUAAAGACUUGCUACAGAAAUACAAUGUGGCCAUACAACAAUUUAAGGUGUUGGAUAACUCAGGCAAAGAUGCUGAUGUCUUGAAGCAAUUUGAAUGCCCUGAAUAUGUUGUUAAGGCCCAAAUUUUGGCUGGUGGUCGUGGCAAGGGUACUUUCGAUAAUGGUUUCAAAGGCGGUGUACACAUAACCACAAAAAAAGAUGAAGUUCUCGAUUUGACAAAGAAAAUGAUUGGUAAUCGUUUAAUUACCAAACAAACGCCCAAAUCUGGUAUUACGGUCAAGAAGGUCAUGGUUGCACGCAGUGUUAAUAUUGUACGUGAAACAUAUCUUUGCAUUUUAUUGGAUCGUGAACACAAUGGUCCCGUGCUCAUUGCUUCCCCAGCUGGUGGUGUUGAUAUUGAAGCUGUCGCCGAAGAAACUCCCGAGAAAAUUCUUACAAUUCCUUUGGACAUUGAUAAGCCCAUCGCUCAGGAAACUUUAGAAAAAGUUGCAAAAUUCUUAGAAUUCAAAGGAAAAUGCAUUGAAACAUGUGCUCAGGAAAUACAAAAACUCUAUACACUAUUUAAGGCUGUUGAUGCAGUACAAAUUGAAAUUAAUCCCCUAGCUGAGACUGAUAACGGUGAGGUUAUCUCCGUAGAUGCCAAGCUUAAUUUUGACGAUAAUGCCCAGUAUAGACAAAAGGAAAUUUUUGCCAUGGACAUAAGUGAGGAGGAAUCUGAUCCUCGCGAAAUUGAGGCAGCCAAACACAAUCUCAACUAUGUUGCCAUGGAUGGUAACAUUGGUUGUUUGGUAAAUGGUGCUGGUCUAGCUAUGGCCACCAUGGAUAUCAUCAAAUUGAAUGGUGGUGACCCAGCUAAUUUCCUUGAUGUUGGCGGCGGUGUCAAGGAAGAUCAAGUCUUGAAAGCCUUCGAAAUCUUAACCUCAGAUCCUAAAGUUAAAGGCAUUUUGGUGAAUGUUUUCGGUGGUAUUGUCAAUUGUGCAACAAUUGCCAAUGGUGUUGUGGCUGCUUCCAAGAAAUUGAAUUUGAAUGUUCCCUUGGUUGUACGUCUGGAAGGUACCAAUGUUGAUGAAGCUCGCAAAAUUUUGAAAAAUUCUGGUUUGGCUAUACAAACUGCCACAGAUUUGGAUGAUGCUGCCCAAAAAGCUGUUGCUGCUCUUAAGUAAAUUCUUCGUAGAA